UCGGACUUGGACUUGUCUCCAAUUUCCCACCCGAGAGGCCGAGACGAGACCCGGCUCCUCCUUCCUCCUCUGUCUCUGGUCGCCGCAGCCAGGGGAGACCAGGCCGCGCGAGCUUCCCCCGCCGUGGAGGGAGAGACGAGCCCGAGCCCGUGCCCGAGCCACCCGCCCCCGUCUCCUUCCCCGCGUCGCGCAUUGGGAUCUCGCCGUCCCAGCUCUGCGCGGCCGCUCAAACCCUAGCCGGCCCCGGGGGGAAAGAGGGGAGUCCCGGACGACGACGGCGGCGGCGGGGAUCGGCACGCUUCAUUGUGCUUGGUGGAUGAGGACAUUGCAAUACAGUGGGCGGAGGCCCAAUUAGGACCCACAAGUUGUCCAGUGAAGAUUAGAAAUUGCUGCCCUAGAAGAAACCCAUGCUAGUGAGGGAAACCAAAAAAGAAAGCUGGCUUGUUUAACUGAAGUGAAGACAUGUCCAAAUCUACUACUGCUAAGGCUAGCAGGCACGUUGAAUUGAAGAAACAAUCUGCAGCCAUAUUAACAAUAGCAAAUGGCCACGCUUGUAAGAAGGAAGCAAUUAACGGUGACGACCUUGGUCAUGAUGCGAAAUUCACUAGUACUUGGGUCUGCAGAAAUUUGUCUUGUAAAGCUAUUGUAACAUCUGAAGAUUCUUUCUGCAAGAGGUGCUCAUGUUGUAUCUGCCAUCAGUUUGAUGACAAUAAAGAUCCUAGUCUAUGGUUGGUUUGUGCAUCCGAAAAUGAUGACAGGAACUGCUGCGGUUCUUCUUGCCAUAUUGAGUGUGCAUUCCAACACAAGAAGGUCGGAUGCUUUGACCUUGGGAAAAUUAUUCAUCUUGAUGGGAGUUAUUCUUGUGCUUCAUGUGGAAAGGUUUCCGGAAUACUUAGUUAUUGGAGAAGGCAACUGGUGAUUGCAGAAGUGGCUCGACGAGUAGAUAUUCUCUGCCAUCGUAUCUAUGUGAGUUAUCGGCUAUUAGAGGGAACAAGCCAUUUUAAAGAAUUGCAUGACAUUAUUGAAGAGGCAAAAGGGAAACUGGAACGUGAGGUUGGUCCACUUGAUGGAAUGUCAGCAAAGAUGGCUCGUGGUAUUGUAAGCAGGUUAUGUGGUGGUAGUGAUGUGCAGAAACUUUGCACUUUAGCGAUUCAGAAAGCUGAUGAGUGGUUAAGUUCUCCAGAUUUGCAUCUUCAAGAUUCCUUGCCUUCUGCGUGCAGAUUCAGAUUCAUAGACAUUACAUCUUCUUCCCUUGUUAUCAUCUUAAAAGAAACUACAUUAGCAUCGUCUGACACCAUCAAAGGUUAUAAGCUAUGGUACUGGAAGAGCAGAGAGCAACCAAGCAUAGAAGAGCCUGUAAUUUUGUCCAAAGAUCAAAGAAAAAUACUUGUUUUCAACCUUGCCACAUGCACAGAAUAUUCCUUCAGAAUUAUAUCAUUCACAGAUGAUGGGAUUCUUGGGCAUUCUGAAUCUAAAUGUUAUACUGGGAGCAAUGAGUUAUUGACCAAACGUGUGUCACAAAAUGCAACGGCAACAUGCUCUCAGGCAGAGAGAAGAGGUAGGAGCCUGGCUUCUAAGUCAACUGGAUUCAAGAUCCGAGAUGUUGGGAAGAUCUUGCGGAAAGCUUGGGCUGAAGAAGGCUAUUUUGAGGAUAUGUACGGAGAUUCAUGCGACAGAAGUGCCACAGAAGCAGAGCAGCCAGAGAACAGUGAAAGGGACCAGUUGUUAGCUGGUGCUUGUCGCAGACUUCAGUUCAAUGCAUUUUCUGUCCCUGAUUUAAAUGUUGAGGCACCCAUGCCCAUGGACACGGACUCUUCCCCUGAGAAGUGCUAUGAUUUGAAUAACAGACUCUUAAAAUCAGAUGAGAGUGGUGGCUCUGAGGCUUGCGCAGCAGUCAGGAGUGCAGAACCACCUGCUGUUGAAUCCCGGCGUGGGGGCAAGGCAAAGCAACUCCAUGGUGCGCAUGAUGAGAGUUGUGAGCAGGAUGGGGUUUCAGCUAUCUGCCGUGAGAAACAACUUCUUAAAAGUCCCAUGGAGUUGGAUGAGGACUACGAGUACUGUGUGAAUGUGAUACGGUGGCUGGAGACCCAGGGACACAUAGAGACUGAUUUCAGGAUGAAGUUCUUAACUUGGCUGAGUCUAAGAUCUACAGAGAAUGAGCAUAGGGUGGUGGCCACAUUCAUCAAAACACUAAUCAAAGAACCAAGUAGCCUGGCCGAGCAGCUUAUUGAUUCUUUUGGAGAAACGGUAAACUGCAAGAGACAAAAAGUAGGUCCUUGCAAGCAGCUAUGGCAUUAGGACGGAGGAUAGCAAUUGAAGAUUUCUCUAACUCGUUUAUAAUCUAUAGUUUCUGAGAUCAAGUGCAGUGAAAUCUGGCUGGUUUGAUUGCCCAGAAUGAGAAUGGGUUUUAGGUUUAUGAACUUAUAAUCAUAUGGAAUCGACUCAGUCCGCCAGAUUAUAACUCCAUUCCAUACUAGACCAGAGUGUGCACAGUUGUUUUAUUAUUCAUCAUUUGAGCCUAUGGAAAUAGGAUAUUGGGUUUACUUAGAGAUUCUCAUGUGGUUAUUCUACCUAGGAGGAGAAUUAUUUUAGGCAGAAAAUUGGGGGUGUUGCAUUUAAAGAAUUCUUUUUCCACAAGGAUGUAGUGGAAAAUUUUAUUCUAUUUCCUUUUUGGUUUAGUACUUUCCGUCAAGAGUCCUGGGACAAUCUUAUAUGGUGUCAUGUUAUGUACUGUAAUAUGGUUUACCUCCGCUCGGUCCUGCAGCAUGGAUAUAACCUUUUUGGUGCUACAUGUUGGUUCAAGCUGGCUUUACAUCUUGAAACAUGCAUAGGGGUUCUCUUCUGAAGCCCCUGGAUCUGACUUGCGCGACGAUGCUUUCUUGGGCACGGCUGGAGUUCUUUCUUUCCUAGGUAAAGGUGCUCGGCAGGGUUUUGCAGGUCUUAGGUCCUGUUUGUUUGGGCUGCAGAUUACUGAGAGGCAGCUGGAGCGAGCGUAAAUAUUGCAGGUCUUAAAUUGUGUUUACCUUUCACAAUUUGUUUACGUGUUUCCCAGUUAUUGAGAGGCGCCUGAAUUGCUUGGCGCUUGUAAAUGAAACGAGGACAAUGUAAAUCAAGUACUCCCUCCGUCUCAUAUUAAGUGACUUUCUAUUACAUGUAUCUAGACGCUUUUUAGGUACAGAUACAUCCAUAUUUGGACAAAUUCGAGUCACUUAAUAUGGGACGGAGGGAGUAUGUAUUAAUGAAGUUUGAUGGAACAA
Messenger RNA from Brachypodium distachyon (stiff brome), 3257 nucleotides. RefSeq names its product VIN3-like protein 1. Gene Ontology annotation, molecular function: protein binding. Gene Ontology annotation, biological process: epigenetic regulation of gene expression; vernalization response. The record is from RefSeq and is a predicted model, not a curated record. Bases 463 to 2298 code for a protein of 611 amino acids. Lineage: Eukaryota; Viridiplantae; Streptophyta; Magnoliopsida; Poales; Poaceae. The transcript is spliced from 4 exons.